Paramuricea clavata is the source of this 6458-nucleotide messenger RNA. Lineage: Eukaryota; Metazoa; Cnidaria; Anthozoa; Malacalcyonacea; Plexauridae. The record is from the annotation of a GenBank genome assembly.
AACAAGAUGGCCGACGGAAAGACAUAUUAUGAACUUUUAGGAGUGGAUAGAAACGCUUCAGAAAAGGAGGUUUUUUUAAGCUUAUUUUUAUGUAUUUUAUAAAUAAUAUAAUCUACUUUUGUUACUUUUACUUCCAUGCUCGGUUGUUGUUGUUUAAAGGUGUUAGUUUUGAUGUUUUUAGGAAUUAAACUAAAGAAUUAGUUUUGUUUUUUAGAUCACUAAAGCGUAUAGAAAGAAAGCAUUGAAAUGCCAUCCUGAUAAAAAUCCUGAUAAUCCUAAUGCAGGUAGUUUACUUGAAAUGGCCGUCGUAACGUUUUAGUUGUUUUUUAUAGCUUCAAUAAUGUGUAAAUAUUGUUUUAUGUUAUUCGUGGUGAUCUUGGUGUUAUGUACUGUAGUCAUUGUUAUGACAGCCAAUCACGGGUUAUUCAUGCUUAGUAUUUCCAUGUAAACUACCAAAAAGUAGAAACAAGCAUUCACUAGAAGUGAAUACAAAAUUGGGCUACUUUAUAGCUUACCUCAGUAAUGCAAAUUUUUGAUUGCAUGUUUUUAAUGGUGUAUGUUGUCAGUGAUUAGCUGGUUAUGAUAAAAUGUAUGUUUUUGCAGACAUACCUCUGGUAUAUGGAUGGAUAUUUUAAAAGAUUGUUACUAUGUGCAUGCAUUUUGGAAAGAAAAAUACCAAAACAUCAGAUGCAUGUACGCAAUGCGUACCUAUUUUUUUGCAAAGAACACGAAAUUUGGUACCCUCUACAGUACUUUUGAAAUAAAGAUUAAAUAUGUCCUUAUUUUGUCUAGACUUUUCAUAUUUUUUCAAUAACACUCAACAUUUGUUCAUUUUUUUACUUAUUACUGAAUCUACUUUUUCAGCGGAGUUGUUUCACAAACUGAGCAAAGCUUUUGAAGUUAUUGGAAAUCCAAAAGCAAAGGUACUGACUGUUGUUCAAGACUGAUUUUUGUUAUGCAGACUAAAAUGAAAAAUAAUGAUGAUUGUCCCAACAGGCAGCUUACGAUGCAACAUUGAAAGCAAAAGAAAGAGCUCGAUUACGCGUUCAAGCUUUCGACAGCAAGAGAAAGAAAUUUAAAGAAGGUUUGUGUUGUUUUUGAACCUUAAGAAAGGUAGAUUUUACACCUUUUAAGGUAGAUUUUCGAGAAGUCUUUUUCAAAGACGUAAUAUUUAUUUCGCGCGGUUCCUUUCACUCGCCCAAUAAAGCUAGGGGGAAUUCUGAGACAGACUUGUGGCAAGUUUAUAAGACAUAAGUACUUGGAUCACAUUUUCAUGUUCCCGUUAAAAUUUCAGAUUUGGAAGACAGGGAAAAGUCGAGUCAAGAUGACUACGUCAAGGACGAAGUGCUUGUGAAAAAUUUGGAACAAGAAGUAAGAUGAGACUUUGUGUUGCAAACAAAACUUCGAAUUCUUGGGUUAAGAUGUAGUAUAGUUUGCAGUCACGUGAAUUGGCACACCUGCGCAAGACAAGCAUUGGGGAUAAGUGACCUCUUCAAGUUACAUGAUUAAACAUGUAAAAAAAUAGCCAUGAACUUCGAUGCCGCAGAUUGUGGCUUCGGUUCUCGCUACGGACUCGUGUGAAAAGAGUCAGUCAACGCUCUGCCGAAAGUCAUGGGUUUUCUCCGCGUGCUCCGGUUUCGCACAGUUAAGACAGUAAUAUCACAAUUGUUGUAAAGAUAAAAUACAGCAAUUUUCGUCCAAGCACAAACCGCAAACAUUUUCGCGCGUUUGUUUACGUUUGAAACGGGGCGUCUACCGUCGGAAACAGAAAUGUUUCACUGUUCAUGUGACAUUGAAAAGCCUUAAGCUAUUUUUGGCGCAACUGUCAUGUUUUGAUGUGCCUCCGUGCACGUUUCAAUAUUUUCCAGCCCAUGAUAAUACGUUCUAGUCACAAAAAGUAUGAAUAUAAACAAGUUUGGUCGCUCUUGCAAUAUCGUGAGCUUGGAAACAAUGAAAAGUACACGAAAGCACAUCAAAACAUGAAAAAUAACUGAAUUAGGCUUUUCACAAUAACACGUCACAUGAGCAGUGAAACAUGUCCGUUUCCAACGGUAAACGCCACGUUUCAAACGUAAACAAACGCGCGAAAAUGUUUGCGGUUUGUGCUUGGACGAAAAUUGCUGUAGUCUGGACUAAGUAUGUAAUUAGGUAAGCGUAUGAUGCUGAUGAUGUAAAGCGCAUUGAUCGUACCCACAUGCAAAUUUGCACUAUAGAAAGGCUAAUUGUAAUCGUAAACGGUCGCGCGUAUACGCCAAGAAAAUUGAGUAUAGUUGAACUUUCACAGCGUCUCCGUGAACACACAAGCUAUAGACCCAUUGCACUGACGUCACAAAUCCUUAGAGUGUCCUCCAGAUGCUCCCUAACAAUAUCUGUUCGGGUACAACAACCACAUACAGCGCAAAAAUUAACCACUUUAAUACAAAAUUAUUAUGAAUUUUUACAAAAUUUGCUUUGUUUACAAAAGUUAUAUUAUACAUAGAUUGCUAGUUUGUCCUCCAGAUGCAUCGUCACCGGCGCUGUGACGUCAUGUGCAAUGGGUCUGUAGACGUGUAACGUGCGCAUGUUGAACAUGUUCGCUCAUCUGCCCAGACAAAGUGACGGUAGUUCAAAACGACAAAGGGUUUAUUCCAUUUCAGUUUAUUGGUGUUUGAUGAGAGCUUCUAUUGAUCUAGAUUGAACGUCUAAGAGAAGAAGGACUAAAAAUAUUACAACGAGAACAAGAGUUGAUAAAACAACAAAUUGAAGAAGAAAGAAAAAGAACAGAAGCCUCUGUUGGGACGGAAGAAGAUUUUAAUUUCACACCAAAACUGAAGGUGAUGAGAGUUUGUAUAAACUUCUGAAAUGAUACUCACUAGGUCAACCACACAUUGGGUUAAACAACUACAGUGUAGUUUUAUAUAUAGCUACCAGUUUUAAACUGUUCUUCCUAGAGGUCCAGUAAGGAUCAUCUCUUAUUGAUCCAGUGUUGCUACAGGAGGAAACCUAAACUAAACUAACUUUAUUUAUACUGGAUGACUCUAUCAAUUCUAUAUGUUCUUCCUAGAGGUCCAGUAAGGAUCAUUUCUUAUUGAUCCAGUGUUACUACAGGAGGAAACCUAAACUAAACUAACUUUAUUUAUACUGGAUAGCUCUAUCAGUUCUAAACUGUUCUUCCUAGAGAUCCAGUAAGGAUCAUCUCUUAUUGGUCCAGUGUUGCUACAGGAGGAAACCUAAACUAAACUAACUUUAUUUAUACUGGAUAGCUCUAUCAGACUGAGUUCUAAACUGUUCUUCCUAGAGGUCCAGUAAGGAUCAUCUCUUAUUGAUCCAGUGUUGCUACAGGAGGAAACCUAAACUAAACUAAAUUUAUUUAUACUGGAUAGCUCUAUCAGUUCUAAACUGUUCUUCCUAGAGGUCCAGUAAGGGUCAUCUCUUAUUGAUCCAGUGUUACUACAGAAGGAAACCUAAACUAAAUUUAUUUAUACUGGAUAGCUCCAUCAGAUCUAAACUGUUCUUCGUAGAUAGAAAGAGAAAAAGUACCGAGUUUUUAACCUGUGGUUUGGCUGAUAUCUACACUGAAAUCUACACUGAUUCGUAAGCGUGAUUGGUUUAUUCUUUACCCUAGAUUCGAUGGAAAUGUCAAAAAAAUGAUAACACAAAUGGAGGAUACUCGUCAGAGCUACUUCAAUCGAUGUUUAGAAAGGUUGAUAAAUUGAAUAUAUUUCAUGUUAUACUGUAUAAUAUGCAUUAUUAAUUUAUUAACUUCUUCCAAUCUUCUUCUUAGUGCAUGUACAUCCCUACUGACAAAUGAACAAACUUUAAUUUUUGUUGCAGUAUGGUGAAAUUGAGAAUCUCUUGGUAUCAUCAAAGAAGGCUGGAAGUGCUAUCAUUGAAUUUAAAGAUUUUAAAUCUGCCGUGAGUACAACAAAACGUUCUUUAAUCAUCUAGAAGUCAGAGAAUACUGAUUUUUUAUAUCUCAAUCUUUUCUUUCCUUCAGGAAAUGGCAAUUGAGAAUGAGAGAGGGAAUCCCGCCAACCCUUUGAGAAUAACGUGGCUUGAAGGAGCUGUCCCUAAAGUGACCCAUGAUGAGCGACAUGACAGUUCAUCAGCUAAGGUUGAUGCACCCAUAAAUGUAUGUAUGUAUGGAGUGUAUUCUUAUGGGAUUCAAGCCGUUAUUUCCCGAGCAUGUGCCAAACUAGAAAAGCAUGAUCAAAACUGACAAUGGUUCAGGGGUGGAUCUAGCCUCAUCUGCAAGGAGGGGUACAGGUUUUCCGCAUGGGGUGGUGCAUGAGGGAGCCUUACUGCCCACUCUCCUCUGCAAUCUGCAACGCUACUAUCCCAACAUUACCAUUAUUUGAGAUAGCCGAAUCUGCAUGUUCGCCAUUCUGUUACGUUUUACAGUAUCGUUUGUUUAUGAAGUUUAUAUCGGCUUUUUAUCACGUAUGCGUGACUGGACAGUUGCUGUAGCACAGUACAGUAAAUUUGCUUGUUAAAGUACAGUAUAUUUGAAAAUAUGGCUGUAUAUAACAACCUCAACAUGUUUGCAUAUUUAACCAUGAUAUUAGACUAAAGCAUUCUGAGUAUUUUCUCGUGAGCUCACAAAUGAAUUAAAUCGUUUCAAAAAAUCGACACGCGCUAACAGUAGAAGUUCCGCUAAUCGCUAUUCGAAAAGCAGAAAACGUAUGGUCAAGCAGAUUGUUUUAGGAUGGUGCUGGACUUCUCUAGGCGGUGCUAGACACCACUAAAUGUUGAUAUUCCUUGUUUUAAGGUGACAUCUACGAGUGAAGAUAAUUUAGUAUCUGGGAGAGACUUUGAAAGCUUAGUGAUGAGAAAACUACGUCAGGCUGAAGAAAGAAAAAGACUCUGUGAGGAACUCGCGAAUGAAGAUGCAAGCUAGCUAGAAAGGUCAGUGUUAGCAAGCGCGCUGAAUGAAUUACCACCACCUUGUCUUUGGGGAAACAAUGUCAGGAAAUUGCCUACCAAAAGGGAGAUUGGUGCAAUAUUGCAUAGGACAGAAAGUUAUUGAUUCACCUACUGUAAGAUACCGAUAUCAAUUACCAGAUUACUAUUACAAGGUGAAGAAAAACAAAUGAAACUGUUACUCUGCAACAAAAAAUUAGAUAAAAAAUUCCAGUAAACACGAAGCUCCAGGCCGGAAGAUGUUCUGUGACUGGCUGAUUAUGACAAUGACAAAAGACGUAAUUGGCUUACAUAAACAAAACUCGAAAUGAAUAUUGUUCUUGCUUCGUUCUUUAGAAAAUUCAUUCUGUAGUUUAUUCUUUUGUCAUUAUCAACCAAUCACAGAACAUCUUCCUAGAGCUUCGUCAUCUUAAUUCUAUACACCCUUCUGAAACUAAACGGCCGUGGUCAUACAGCCUCGUUCCCGUGAUUAGGGCCUGUUUAUAUGGAGGCGAGUUACUCAGCAACGACGAGAUCCCGGCUAUUAUAGAAACUUGCAGUAAUCCCGGGUGACUGUUUACAUGAUGCAGCCGAGUAACUCGCCUUGCCGAGUUCCCAGCAGAAAGAGGCGGGAUAUCGCCUGGGCGAGAUGAAUAUUUUACCAUGUAAACACUUUGCUCGGAUAACUUUGCUGCCCGAGAUAGAAUGAAUGUGCUUUGCAUUUGAAAUAUGAUGGCUCAAAAAUACAAACGAAUCAUUAGAUAAGUAUUGCAAAAUAUCUUGGCGCUUAUUCUUGUAUUUUCACGACAUUUUGGAAUGUUUUUUAACGUUUCAAAUGACUUUAAAUCCUUUCUGUUUUGGCGCCAUUUCGGCGUCAUGCGGUAAUCACGCAGUAAAUGCCGAGUAACUCGAUUCCAUAUAAACAGAGUGUUUGUUUGUUAUGCCUGGGCGAGGUCAAGGCCAUUAGAGUCCUUGAUUCCUGCUACUGAUAACAUAAACAGAUCUUCUAUGUUCACUUAUAUAACUGUAUGACUUUGUAAAUGUUACCUAAUGUCAGCUGUAAACCUAGUACCGUAAACCUCCGAAUAUAAGCCCCCCGUGUAUAAGCCCACCACAUGUACUAACGCUCACCUCAUUCCAAAUAUAAGCCCCCCCCCCCAAAACGAAUAUAAGCCCACUUGUUUAUCACUAUUAUUCACUAUGCUUAAUUAACACUUGUUUGUCACUAUUACUAUACUUGUUUAUCAAUAUUGGCACUAGCACAAAAGAUUGUCCAUGUAUAACCUUGUAUAAGCCCAUCAAAAAUUGCUUACGAAAGAAUAUAAGCCCACUGGCUUAUAGUCGGAGCUUUACGGUAUCUCAAUUAGGACAUUUUGUUGUUUAUUACAAAACAGUUAACGUGCACCAUUAUUUUCCACUUGAUUAUUGUCAUCACUUUGUUUAUAACAUGUCCAUAUGCAGGUCUGUCCAAUACCCGUCAUGCCGAUCACGUGGUAUCCACGCCCUUCUAGCUUGUUCAAAAUCUUCCUUGGAGGGUCUGGUGAUCGAUAUUCUUUGCUGAGGGUAAGAAACAUCAUGUG